This is a messenger RNA of Dendroctonus ponderosae (mountain pine beetle), 2844 nucleotides long. RefSeq lists its product as uncharacterized. The record is from RefSeq and is a predicted model, not a curated record. Gene Ontology annotation, molecular function: nucleic acid binding. Gene Ontology annotation, biological process: DNA integration. NCBI's taxonomy places the organism in Eukaryota, Metazoa, Arthropoda, Insecta, Coleoptera, Curculionidae.
ACAUCUCGAAAUUCUGAUGGAAGGUUCAUCGUUUCCAUUCCAUUCAAAUCGUCCGUCGAGCUGCUGGGUGAUUCAAUAGAUAUCGCCAGCAAACGUUUCUUUGCUCUUGAAAGGAGACUUCACUCAAACGCAAACUUUCUAGAAACUUAUUGUCAGUUCAUGAAAGAAUAUGAAGACUUGGGACACAUGACCGUCUCUUGUCUUACUACAUCUGAGACCUCUUACUAUCUUCCUCAUCACGGUGUUUUCAAAGAAGAGAGUCUUACCACGAAGCUUCGUGUAGUUUUCAAUGGGUCCAUGCGCACAACAUCAGGCCAUUCUCUAAAUGAUCUCCAAAUGGUUGGACCCACCAUACAACAAGACCUGUUUCAAAUCCUCGUUCGUUUCCGUCAGCAUCGCUACGCUAUUUCUGCAGACAUUGAGAAAAUGUACAGACAAGUUCUCGUUGAGCCCUGCCAGAGACCUCUGCAGCGCAUUCUUUGGCGCACCUCUCCUUCGGACCCUCUGACGAGCUAUGAUCUAAACACCGUUACGUACGGCACUGGAUCUGCUUCUUUUUUAGCUAUUCGCUCAUUAAUCCAAUUAGGAAUAGAUUGUGAAUCUUCUGAUCCCGACAUAUCAUCCAUUAUAAAGCGUGACUUUUACGUCGACGACUUAUUGACUGGUUCCGAUAAUUUGCUGCAAUGCCAGAAUAUUUGUUUAUCUCUCUCCAAUAUUCUCAAAACUGGAUGUUUCAACCUUCGCAAAUGGAUCUCCAAUGAUCCUAGGGUCUUACAAGGUCUCCCUAAGUCAGACCUCCAUCCGAGUGCACUUCAAUUUGGUUCAAAUGAGCAUACACGCACUCUUGGUCUAAUAUGGUCCUUUCACUCGGACCACUUCAUGUAUUCCAUUUCAAAAUCCUCAGUUGCGGCUGAUACAAAGCGCACUAUGCUGUCCGAGGUUUCCCAGAUCUUCGACCCCCUUGGCUUACUAAGCCCUUGCACUAUCAAUGCCAAAAUUCUAUUGCAGCGGCUUUGGUUGGAGAAACUCUCUUGGGAUGACCCUUUGCCUAUCCCUAUCCAACUAAAGUGGAAGUCCUAUCGUGAUGAAUUGCUCGACUUAAACAAUCUUCGCAUUCCUCGCCAUGUGCUGUGCGAAAAUUCCAUCGAAGUUCAGUUGCAUGGAUUUUCCGACGCCUCCCUGCUGGGUUACGGCGCAUGCAUUUAUCUUCGUUCUCUCGAUAAAAACAACAAAGUUCACGUGCACCUUCUAUGUGCGAAAGCCAAAGUUUCACCCAUAAAACCUGUCACUAUUCCCAAGCUGGAACUUUGUGGAGCUGUAACACUUUCCAAACUUGUUGUUCAAACUGUGAAAUCUCUUGAUUUAAAAUUAUCUAAAAUUGUUUUAUGGACAGAUUCCUCUAUAGUGUUGGGAUGGCUGAAAACCAGUCCUAACCUCCUGAAAACUUUUGUAUGCAACCGUGUUGCGGACAUCCAGGAACUAACGUCUAAUGCGUCAUGGAGGCAUGUUCCUACUCAAAUGAAUCCUGCAGAUCUUCUCUCCCGAGGUGUUUCUCCCCUAUUAUUGAAAGAUUCUCAUUAAACAAGACUUCAGUGUCUUACCACCACUUUGAAUAUAUCGUUUCCAGUUUCUAAAUUUUCUAGUCUCUCCCGUGUUAUGCGCGUACUCGCCUUCUGUUUUCGUUUUCGCGCUAAUUGUGCGACCAGCAAAGAAACUCGUUCGGUUGGGCCUCUCACUGUUAUUGAGCUUCGAUCGGCACUCAUGUGUCUAAUUAAAAUUGCUCAAUAUGAGUCAUUCAACGAAGAACUUAAACUUUUAAGGAAGGAGAAGUGUUUGCGGCCAUCUUCAUCCAUUCUCAGUCUUAAUCCAUUUUUGGAUCCUGACGGCAUUAUUAGAGUUGGUGGUCGGCUCAAUCAUUCUCAUUUUCCUUACGAAAAGCGACAUCCAAUUCUGAUGUCUGGAAAGAAACUGGAUUGUUUCUGGACGUAAUCUCGUUAGAAAGGUUGUUCAUGCAUGUGUUAAGUGUUUUCGAUCAUCUCCCAGGUUUACUAAUCCAAUUAUGGGAAAUUUGCCUUCUCACCGUGUAAGGCCUUCCCCCCCUUUCCAUGUGUCGGGAGUUGAUUAUGCUGGACCAUUUACGAUAAAGGACCGUAAGGGAAGAGGUUGCAAAACUUCUAAGUGCUACUUAUGCCUUUUCGUCUGUUUUUCAACAAAAUCUGUUCAUCUUGAGCUGGUAACCGAUUUGACCACCGAGGCCUUUAUCCUCGCUUUUCGUCGUUUUGUUGCUCGUCGUGGUAAACCAUUGCAUGUUUACUCCGACAACGGCACUAAUUUUGUGGGUGCAAAUUCGGAAUUUCUAGAGCUAGGAAAAUUUCUGCAAUUGAAUAAUAGUCUCAUUUCCGAAUCAAAUGCUAACGAGGGAAUCAACUGGCAUUUCAUACCUUCACAUAGCCCUCAUUUUGGCGGCCUAUGGGAAGCGGGAAUCAAAUCCUCAAAAUAUCAUCUGAAGCGUGUUGUCGGUAAUUCAAUCUUAACUUUUGAAGAGCUGAGUACUUUGCUCUCACAGGUAGAGGCAACUCUAAACUCCCGUCCUAUUUCCCCACUGUCCUCGGAUCCCAAUGAUUUACAGCCACUGACUCCGGCUCACUUUCUCAUUGGAAGACCUAUGACAGCCUUGCCAGAUCCAGACGUCACCCAUAUAUCUGAAUCCAGACUGUCAACAUUUCAACGCUCGCUCUUUCGCGAAGUUGUGUCCUUUACCGCUGGAAAAUGACUCCAUAUCAGUGCCAUAACUUUGUGCUUGUGUCAAAACUAUUGCAAGUUUCUAUUGGUCAUGUUGUAAAA